AGAGAGAAUUAGAAAAGUCUCUUACUUUCGUAGUGUCAAUAAUUAACAAACUUUAUUUCCACAUUUUGAUUUGUAGGCUUAGUUCCCUAUCCAUUCAGCUUAAAACUGUGGCCCUCCCAAAUUCAGACUAUUAGCAAAUUUAUACUAAUCCACCCCCAUUUUCAGAUACACCAUGCUCACAUUCUUUAGGGCCAGAGUUUUCUCAAAGGGUACGAGAACCUAUUGAUUGACCUUGCAAUUCCUCCCAAAUAUCAAAUGAGCAUAAAAGUUCUGACAGAGGGGUUUGUGGGCUGAUUUUAUAAUACAAGGCCUGCGAGGUGUUUCCAAACUUCUGGGGCUUAGAAUAGAAAAGGUUGGGUAUUGCGCUAGCUAUGGAAAAAUCAAGGAGGGAAAGUGUAGCACAAGAUUUUCAGCUGAUAGGGGACGGUUUCAAUCACCGCAUUGGCCUGCGACAGGCUAACACCCUUCGCCACCUAACACCUCCAGGUUACCGGUUGGGGUUUGUUCACGCCGCCCGGCAAUUGCUUCCGGGUUGCGGCGGACGUCGCUUCCGGAGCAGCAUGGCGACCACUGAGGAGGAGAGGCUGGCAGGGAACGGUGAGGGAGAGCGGCUGGAUUUCCUGAGGGACCGGCACGUGCGGUUCUUCCAGCGAUGCCUCCAGGUCCUGCCGGAGCGCUAUUCUUCGCUCGAGACCAGCAGGUUGACAAUUGCAUUUUUUGCACUCUCCGGGCUGGAUAUGUUGGAUUCCUUAGAUGUGGUGAACAAAGAUGAUAUAAUAGAGUGGAUUUACUCCCUGCAGGUCCUUCCCACAGAAGACAGAUCAAAUCUAAAUCGUUGUGGUUUCCGAGGCUCUUCAUACCUGGGUAUUCCAUUCAACCCAUCAAAGAAUCCUGGAACAGCUCAUCCUUAUGAUAGUGGCCACAUAGCAAUGACCUACACUGGCCUUUCGUGCUUAGUUAUUCUUGGAGACGACUUAAGCCGGGUAAAUAAAGAAGCUUGUUUAGCAGGCUUGAGAGCCCUUCAGCUGGAAGAUGGGAGUUUUUGUGCAGUACCUGAAGGCAGUGAAAAUGACAUGAGAUUUGUGUACUGUGCUUCCUGUAUUUGCUAUAUGCUCAACAACUGGUCAGGCAUGGAUAUGAAAAAAGCCAUCAGCUAUAUUAGAAGAAGUAUGUCCUAUGACAAUGGGCUGGCACAGGGAGCUGGACUUGAAUCUCAUGGAGGAUCUACUUUUUGUGGCAUUGCAUCACUAUGUCUGAUGGGUAAACUAGAAGAAGUUUUUUCAGAAAAAGAAUUGAACAGGAUAAAGAGGUGGUGUAUAAUGAGGCAACAAAAUGGUUAUCAUGGAAGACCUAAUAAGCCUGUAGACACCUGUUAUUCUUUUUGGGUGGGAGCAACUCUAAAGCUUCUGAAAAUUUUCCAAUAUACUAACUUUGAGAAAAAUAGAAAUUACAUCUUAUCAACUCAAGAUCGCCUCGUAGGGGGAUUUGCCAAAUGGCCAGAUAGUCAUCCAGAUGCUUUGCAUGCAUACUUUGGGAUCUGUGGCCUGUCACUAAUGGAGGAAAGUGGAAUUUGUAAAGUUCAUCCUGCUCUGAAUGUAAGCACACGGACUUCAGAACGCCUUCUAAAUCUCCAUCAAAGCUGGAAAACCAAGGACUCUAAACAGUGCUCAGAGAAUGUACAUAUCUCCACAUGACUGACUUCAGAUUGGGAGGGUGGGGGGAUUUGUAGCGUAACUGUAGCUCCAGGUUAAAAGCCAUGUAUAACCACCGUGUGCUCUUUUUUUAAGAGGUAGAGUCUUACAAUCAAAUCUUGUACUGAUGUCACUUUGGGAUAUAGUCUUGAGCCAGUAACUUUUUUACUGGGUUUCAAGAAAAUCUUUGUUGAAGUUUGAACCAUGACUCUGUAAUGGUUCUUAAAUGUUUAUACUGUAUUUCUAAGAAGUUCUUUGAGGCAAAUUAACUGUAUGUAUGUAGGUUAUCUUUUUAAAAACUCUUCAGUACAAAUUGUAUCUUCUUAUAAAAUGGACACAAAUCUUAAAAACAAGUUUACACUUCAUAUAGCAUUGAUAAUUUUCAGGUGAACACUUAGUGAUCAUUUAAAAAGCUUGACAGCUGGUGGUAGAAAAUUUGCUUUAAUGAAUUAAGUAUCUAGGAUCAUUCUUUAGAAACAGAUCCCAUAAUUUUUUUUAAAAAGUGAAUUAUUUUGUCUUAUUAAGUAAAAUGUGCCAAUUAAACUUGUGUGGCCUAUAUAAAUGAAUUAACUUCAUAAUAGGAAUAAAUAGGCUUAACUAAUAUGAUAGUUUUUUUAAAGGGAGAUUGUUUUAAGAGGACUAUUAUGAGGGAAAGGUCAUUUAACUGUAUGUGAUUGUGAAUGAGCAAGUUUUAUGCUGUGUGGGUCAUUUAUCUAGACAUUGCUGUGGUGAAUACCAGUUAUGUUUGAUUUUAAUUUCAAAUCAUUAGUUGCCCUUUAUUUUCUUUUUCUCUUUUGCUUUCUGAGAAGAAAACAAUCUUAUCUAGAAGAAAAGAUAUUUAGUGUUUUUAUUUUUCUGGGAUACAUGGUAUUAUAAAUUGUUCUUUCAUAACUGAGUUAUUUUUAGCCAUUUGGAUUUUUUCUUUUUUUAGUUUGUUGCCCUCAACCCUAUAGCUGCUCUAAUUUCAAACUAAUAAUUUUGUAAGUUUUUUCAAAUUAAAUAAGUAAAAAAUUAAAUACAAAAGUAGAACCACUCAAGUAAACUCAGUGUUUCAACUCUAUAUAUGGUCAUUUAUAUUUUUAUAUUUUUAGGUAAGUGGGAGGGAAAUGUAACCAUUUAGAGGGUAAAAACUGGUGUUUUGUUUUUGUUCAUUUUUUUUUCCUUAAGUCUAUGAACUAGCUAAUUAUAAAGGAGAUAGUGUCAAAACUCUUCAUUUGUAAUCAAUUUAUCAAUAAAUCACAUCUAUCACCUGCUCAAUGACAUUCAUAGGUAAGAGUCUAGUGCUAGAAUAGAGAAAAAUCUCACUAAAGGAGUUGGGUUUCAGUUAGUCUUGGUGGUAGUAAAUGUUGAAUUCUACAAGCAUCAGUAUAAAAACUAAAUUACUAGUACUAUUUAGGUAUUGUAAUAUUUUAAAUUUAUUUUCCUUUCCUAAAUUAGGAAAAUUAUUGUAAAAUAACAGUUUUUCCCAUAGGAAACCCUACGUACUUGGAAAAACGAUUCAUUUAUUAUUGGCAUACUUAGUUUUAAACCUGAGUUUGCCAAAGUCAACUGUAUUUUUUUUAAUUAGAAAUAAAAUAAAUCAUCUGAUGGUGGGGUGGAAAAUAAGCUUAACAACAGAUGUUACCCUUCUAUGAGUUAUUCCGGUUGCUUCUAUUUAAAUGGUGACAAAUUAAGACAUCCAUAUCUCAAACUAAGUCAUCUUUUAGACAUUGGGAGUUAAAAUAGUUUAUAUGUAAUGGCUUUAGGACUUUCUAAAAAGCCCAAGUUGUUUUUCCUAAAUCACCAUCAAUGGUUAGAAGGUAAGAAAAGUAGUAGUAAUGACUAUAUUCAGAGAUGAAAGAGAAGAAUUUCUAUCAAAAACUAUUUCAUAAAUAUUUUCUAACUCAUUAAAUAAUAGCAUGAGAAUAUAAAUUAUAGUAUGAUAGUAUGAUUCCAAUUGAUAUACUUGUGGGAGACUUUCUUGUGAAACUUUGUGGACCAGCAAAUGUCUAUGUUCCACAAGAAGAUAUUGACCAAAAAAUAGUAGGCUGUUGUAAAUUAUGGAGACACUAUUCCUAACUUUUCUAAAUAGUUACUUACAAAAAAGUAUUUAUUAAUAAAGUAAAUUAUAAGCAAUAUUUCACAUAUAUAUUUUGUUCCUUACCAGUAGUGAUAUAAUGAGAAAGGAAAUACGAAGUCCAAAAUCUCAAAUCUAUUUUCUACUGUCUCAUAUUUUCCCUGACUCCCCCCCCCCCCAUAGUAUUUUUAGGAGAUAGGAACAGCUUCGUUUUGAGUAUCUGCAUAAAAACAAGGUUAAUCAGGUCAUACAGCAUGAUUUAACCAAUUAUUCAUCAACAGUGUUUUUAGAUUUGGCCUAUAGUAUAUAUGUUUUUAUUAGCUCUUUAAAUGGUUAUUUAUAACUAUUUAAUCUAAAUUCAAAUAGAAAUUUUGCUGACAGUGAUACAUAGUUUAAAAGCUGUUAGACCUGAUAAUAUUUAAGAUGCAGUUAAUGAACAGAUGCUCUGGAAUCAGAUGACCUGGGUUUAAAUACCAGAUCUGCCCAUUCAGCAGUGUGAUCUUGGAUUCUAACUCUCCCAUUGGUAAAAUGAGGCAAUUAGGUUUCCUCCUGGGGUUGAGAAUUAAAUGAGAUAAUACGUAUAAAGCACUUAACAUAGUGCCUGAAAUACAGCAAAUUCCUAAUUAUAGUUUCUGUUAUAAUCAUAAAAUUGUUAUUGUAAUUAACCUAUUUUCUACACUAGAAAGAGUUCUUAACAGAGAUUAAACUCAGGGAAGGUGAUGACAGCAGUGUAGUUUUUGAAUCUCCCCAUAAGAAUACAGAGCAACUAGGAUAGCCACAGACACUAUCUGCAGAA
Molecule: messenger RNA, 4543 nt
Organism: Microcebus murinus (gray mouse lemur)
Lineage: Eukaryota; Metazoa; Chordata; Mammalia; Primates; Cheirogaleidae
Gene: PGGT1B
Product: protein geranylgeranyltransferase type I subunit beta
Biological process (GO): protein geranylgeranylation
Cellular component (GO): CAAX-protein geranylgeranyltransferase complex
Molecular function (GO): CAAX-protein geranylgeranyltransferase activity
Source: RefSeq, a predicted model, not a curated record